CCCUCAACUCAGCUUUUGCUUUCCCACCCACACACUCAUUCAUCCUCUCUCUCCUUUCCUUGAUCUGAGCAGUGGAGGAAUAGCAUAUUGACUAGUGGCUAUUCCUGUAAACUCCUCCCUAUGAAUUAAAGACUGGAAAAGAUCAAAGAAACUUCUUUAUACUUCAGAUCUUCUGCUUCUCAACAGGCUGACUGCAGAAUUCAGAAAUGGUGCCAGGAACGGAAAAAAUUUGGAAGAAACACUUGGUCACAGCCUUCCCAAGGGUUACAAAGGAGAUGGCACAUAGGAGGGAGAAAUGGAAAGUCCAUGGUUCAACUCUAUUCCAAAUAAUCUUGUCUUUUGCUCUGCUGGGCAUGGUGAAUGGUACUUGUGGUUUUCCACCAACGCUUCACUUUGCUAGCCCAGAAUCAGUUUUGGACCAAAGUAUCUUCCCAGAAGGAACACAACUGAAAUACAACUGUCGCCCAGGUUACACUCGGAGUAGCUCCAGGAAUGUGCUUACCUGUAGAGAUAAAUCCUGGCAUUUUCUAAAUCCGUUCUGUAUCAAGAAACGAUGUGAACACCCAGGAGAAUUGAACAAUGGGAGAGUGAUUAUUAAGACAGACCUUGAUUUUGGUUCCAAAAUAGAAUUUAGCUGCUUGGAUGGAUACCACUUAAUUGGAUCAUCAACAAGUAUCUGUGGGAUUUCAGAUUCAAGACUUACCUGGAGUGAACCUCUUCCAGUAUGUGAAAUUGUAACUUGUCCGCCUCCAUCACCCAUCAGCAAUGGAAAGCACAACGGUAGAGAGGACAAUAUCUACACCUUUGGUUCUUCUGUGACCUAUAGAUGCAACACUCCAUUCUCACUUAUAGGCGAAGCCUCUAUUUCUUGUUCUGUGGUAAAUGAGACUAUUGGUACAUGGAAUCCACCUCCACCCAAUUGCAAAAUUGUCGUCUGUAAUCAGCCACAGAUUUCAAAUGGGAACAUGGUCUCUGGUUUGAGAUCCACCUACACAUACAAAGACACUAUUCUAUUUGAGUGCAAGAAGGGUUACCUUCUCCAUGGCUCCAGUUUGAUUCACUGUGGAGCUGACAAUAAUUGGAUUCCUGCUCUACCCAAUUGUGUGCUCAAUAGCUGCCUUUCACCACCACACAUUGAAAAUGCUGAACUUAGUAGUCCCCAUCUUGGAUAUGAAGGAGAGUUCCCAGUUGGCACUCUAUUGACAUUUGCAUGUAGGUAUGGAUACAAAGCCGUUCCAGAUAGGCCAAUUACUGCAGUAUGCCAGGAAGAUUUUAAAUGGCAAGUGGAUGAAGGAGUUUGUAAGAGAAUUUGUUGCCCAUCACCACAGAUUGACCAUGGAAAAUUCCUAGGGUUCACCGAUGAAUGUAUUCAUUUCCCAAGAAAUUCUUUUACAAUUCCAUGUAAAAGGAAAUCCAAACGGAGUAUAUGCCAAGGAGAUGGCACGUGGAAACCUGCAAUAUCCUCAUGUGAAGAUAAAGAAGACGAAGUGUGCAACUCACCCAAGGCUAUCCCAAAUGGGGACUAUAAAAAAACUUCUAGUUUAUUCUCUUCUGAAGUUACUGUGAAUUAUUCAUGCAAUGAUGGAUAUGUCAUGAUUGGAAAUGCAGAAAUUACCUGCAAGUAUUCACGAUGGUCACAUCCAUUCCCUCGCUGUGGAGCUCUCUGUCCAAAACCUGAGAUACCAAAUGGAAAACUGUCACCAGAGAAUACUCGGUACAUAAGUACUCAAACAGUCAAUGUCCAGUGUUCCCAUGGCUAUAAUUUGGUUGGUCCUCAAAACAUCACUUGCUCAGAUGACAGAUCCUGGACCCCGGAGGUGCCCAAGUGUGAGUGGGAAUUCCCUGAAGGUUGCGAGAAAGUUUCAGCAGGCUACCGUCUUAUGCAAUGCCUUCCAAAUGCCCAGGAUGUGAAAAUGGCCCUAGAGAUAUAUAAAAUAGCCCUGGAAAUUGAGAUGUUGAAACUAGAGUUAGACAAAAAAGAGGGUACCUAUCAGAAGCCAUCAUUGUCACCAGCACCAGCACCAGCACCAGCACCAUCACCACCAUCAUCACCAUCACCAUCACCACCAUCAUCACCAUCACCAUCACCAUCCCUUUGGAAUGGACUCUGAGUAUUAUUAUUAGUCCAUGACUAGAGCUUUCAUAAACCCACAUUUACCACUGAAGCUGUUCUUUAGAUAUGCAUUCAUAGAAAUAGAUGGCUGCACUGGGAAAGUUUGAUAAUGUACUUUAUGCUACUGAAAAUGAAAAUUUAAUAAUAAUUUGACCUAUAAUAGCCCAGCUUCUUAGAUUGAGCAGUGUGAUUAGUGAACAUAAAUAAACCUAUUGGAAAAUCA
Molecule: messenger RNA, 2336 nt
Organism: Monodelphis domestica (gray short-tailed opossum)
Lineage: Eukaryota; Metazoa; Chordata; Mammalia; Didelphimorphia; Didelphidae
Gene: C4BPA
Product: complement component 4 binding protein alpha
Source: RefSeq, a predicted model, not a curated record